UUUCCUGGACAAACAGAUUCAAGAGGUCGAGGUGGAGCUGUGGGUGAUGCAGAAGCCAAGAUAGAUCUUGGCUUGCCACAUAUAACAAGUGAGAUUAUGAAAGUUGCAGUUGAGAGACAUCAGAAAGGCUUGAUGCAUCCUCAUAUAUAUCAGAUCCUGACUCAG
Molecule: messenger RNA, 165 nt
Organism: Candidula unifasciata
Lineage: Eukaryota; Metazoa; Mollusca; Gastropoda; Stylommatophora; Geomitridae
Source: the annotation of a GenBank genome assembly